Molecule: messenger RNA, 3702 nt
Organism: Misgurnus anguillicaudatus (oriental weatherfish)
Lineage: Eukaryota; Metazoa; Chordata; Actinopteri; Cypriniformes; Cobitidae
Biological process (GO): DNA integration
Molecular function (GO): nucleic acid binding
Source: RefSeq, a predicted model, not a curated record
AUGGACAGGGAGAUGUUCAUGGAUGACACUAAUAGCUGGGUAGCGCCCCUUCCAUUUCGUUUUCCUAGACAACGCCUUCCAAACAACAGAGAGCAAGCUCUGAGUCGUUUCAACUCUCUCCGUCGCACACUACACAAGAAACCAGAGAUGAGAGAGGACUUUCUAGAGUUUAUGAAGAGGAUUUUUGAUAACAAUCAUGCUGAGCUAGCACCUUCUGUAAACCCAGGGGAGGAGUGCUGGUACUUACCCUCUUUUGCUGUGUAUCACCCACGCAAGCCUGGUCAAAUUCGCGUAGUGUUUGACUCCAGUGCGCAGUUCCAUGGCGUAUCAUUGAACGAUGUGCUGCUAACAGGCCCAGAUCUCAACAACAGCCUACUGGGAGUCCUGUUGCGAUUCAGGCAUGAGCCAAUAGCCAUCACUGCAGACAUCGAACAAAUGUUCCACAGUUUCGUUGUCAGAGAGGAUCAUAGGAAUUUCCUCCGCUUUCUGUGGUUCAAGAACAAUGAUAUGUCUGAAAGCAUGGAAGAAUAUCGCAUGAAAGUUCAUGUCUUUGGCAAUAGCCCUUCCCCAGCUGUUGCCAUUUAUGGUCUUAGACGUGCUGCCUUGCACGGUGAAAUGGAGUUUGGUACAGACGUGAGACAUUUUAUCGAAAGAGACUUUUACGUUGACGAUGGACUUAAGUCACUUUCUUCCAUCAGCGAAGCAAUCAGUUUGCUUAAGGCCACCAAAGAUAUGCUCGCUAUCUCUAACCUAAGACUCCACAAAAUAGUAUCCAACAGCCUUGCGGUGAUGCACGCAUUCCCUCCAGCCGACUAUGCUAAAGACUUGAAACAUCUGAAUCUAGACACUGAUUCACCCCCUUUGCAGCGCAGUCUUGGCUUAAGUUGGGAUCUCCAGAGUGAUACGUUCACAUUCCAUGUCAACCUCAGUGACAAGCCAUUCACACGCAGAGGAGUCCUGGCGACUGUGAAUAGCUUGUUUGACCCUCUCGGCAUGGUUGCGCCAAUCACCAUUCAAGGAAAACUGCUACUCCGUGAUCUUUCAAACAUGAAGUCAGACUGGGAUGCUCCUCUUGCAGCUGAAAGGGAAUCAGAAUGGAACCUCUGGAAAGGCUCAUUACAAGACUUAGAGCAGCUCAAAAUUCCUAGAACUUAUACUCCAUCGUCCAUUUCUCACUCUGUGAAAAAGGAGAUUCACGUGUUCUCAGAUGCAUCUGUUAAGACCAUAUCUGCUGUCGCAUACUUGAAAGUAACAGAUCAUGAUGGAAUGUCCCAUGUCGGGUUUGUCAUGGGAAAGGCUAAGCUAGCCCCCCAAACAGUACUUACAGUUCCCAGACUCGAACUGUGUGCGGCCGUCCUUGCAGUCGAAAUAGCAGAAAAAAUUAUCCAAGAACUAGGCAUCAAACCUGACACCCUGCUGUUCUACACUGACAGUAAAGUCGUUCUGGGGUACAUCUGCAAUGAGACCCGACGAUUUUAUGUGUACGUCAGCAACAGAGUGCAAAGAAUCAGAAAAUUUACCCACCCAGAGCAGUGGCGGUACGUUCCUACCUCACAAAACCCUGCCGAUGUUGCUACUAGACCUGUACUUGCAUGUCGUCUAACUGAAACAAACUGGUUCACUGGUCCACCAUUUUUGCAACAUUCAGCAUCUACUCCUGUGAAAGAGGCUCCCUAUAGUCUCAUUGAUCCAGAAACAGAUACGGAGGUGCGAACGCAUGCCACAACCUGUUUAAACUCUAAUCCUGGUCUCGGUUCAGACCGCUUCAAAAGAUUUUCUUCUUGGAAGUCUUUAAGAAGAGCCAUAGCUUCAAUUGUUCACAUUGCUCUGUCGUUCAAAGACAAUGGAAAGACAUGCCGCGGCUGGCACCAUUGUGAGAGUUCAUGCACACCCGAGUUACUAACUCAAGCUGAAAAUGUCAUCAUCAGAUGCGUACAAAAAGAGGCUUACAAAGCAGAAAUUGCUUGUCUGGAGAAUGGAAAGGCCAUUCCUAAACAAAGUUCCCUCAAGAAGUUGAACCCAGUCCUAGAAGAUGGAUUUCUAAGAAUUGGGGGCAGACUAGAACAGUCCGCACUUCCCAGCGGUGAGAAACACCCUCUCAUCAUUCCUGGCCAUGAUUACAUAGCAACCCUCCUUACAAAUCAUUACCAUGAGAAAGUAAAUCAUCAAGGUCGAAUAUUCACAGAAGGAGCAAUCCGUACUGGAGGAUUCUGGAUAGUCGGAGCAAAAAGACGCAUCAAUGCCAUUCUUCACAAGUGCAUCACUUGCCGUAAACAAAGAGGUAAAACAGCUGAACAAAAAAUGGCAGACCUCCAACAUGACCGCAUUAGCAUGGAGCCACCCUUUACUAAUGUCGGCUUAGACGUGUUCGGCCCUUGGAACGUAUCAGCACGCCGCACCCGUGGAGGUCAUGCCUUAAGUAAAAGAUGGGCGGUAAUUUUCACAUGUUUAUCUGUGCGUGCCAUCCAUAUUGAACUGAUAGAGUCAAUGGACGCGUCAUGCUUCAUUAAUGCACUUCGCCGGUUCUUCGCCAUUCGAGGCCCGGCAAAGAUCAUCCGAUCUGAUUGUGGAACUAAUUUCACAGGAGCAUGCAAAGAGCUGAACAUGCUCGUGGUCUCUACCAAAGAUUCAAGCGUGACAAAUUACCUCAGUGAAGAAGGUUGCAAGUGGAUCUUUAACCCACCUCAUUCAUCCCACAUGGGAGGAGCAUGGGAGAGGAUGAUUGGACUUUCAAGACGGAUUUUAGACUCCAUGCUCUCUCAAAUCAGCUCCUCACAUCUGACUCACGAAAUGCUGUCAACUCUAAUGGCUGAAGUGUGUGCUAUUGUCAAUGCAAGACCUCUCGUAUCCAUUUCUACCGAUCCUGAGUCGCCACUUCUCCUCACCCCAGCAAUGAUCCUCUCCCAAAAGGUGUGUACUCAAUCUGCACCCCCAGGACCAUUUGAAGGCCCUGAUCUGUAUCGAAAACAGUGGAAAAGGGUGCAGUAUCUUGCCAGCAUAUUUUGGGAAAGGUGGAGACGAGAAUACCUUGCAUCUCUUCAGCCCCGUAAGAAAUGGCAUGUCAACAAACCUAACAUCAAGGAAGGGGACCUGGUCCUUCUGAAAGAUAAUCAGGUUAAAAGGAAUGAAUGGCCAAUGGCUUUGGUCACCAAAGCUAUCGUUGACUCGGAUGGCAAGGUCAGGAAACUGGAACUAAAGGUCACUAAGAGUGGUACUGCUAAAACUUUCUUACGACCUAUUACAGAGGUUAUUUUGCUUAUGUCUUAAAUUAUCUUGUGAAUACAGUAAUUGAGAGUGGUAUUAUACUUAAUACCAGACGGGGAGUAUUAUGCCAUGUCUAACAUUACUCCUUUUUUCCCCUCUGGAGGGCGCUGUUUGUCAUAGGUUGAGCUAAACUACUUUUUGAUAAAACUUUAUUUGUUAUACUUUCAAGCACGCAAAGCGCAGCAGCCAUUUUUGUUCUGUGCAGCAGUGAGAGCACAUGCUCCUCCAAUCUGCUUCUAUUCGUUGUGUAAUGUCCUGGAGAAGCUUUGCUUGUAAGUUUAUCGUUCAUAUUUGCUAUUUUAUAUACUUUGCGUUGGGAUCUUGUUAAUAUUUAUAUAUAUUGAAAGUGUGUUAACAGUUUCACAUGCAUUAAGAGUACAUCCAAAGGAUUACCAUGUGAUCCCAUAACAACUACUGUAACUUGGUAAUGUUAAUGUA